Molecule: messenger RNA, 4165 nt
Organism: Echinops telfairi (small Madagascar hedgehog)
Lineage: Eukaryota; Metazoa; Chordata; Mammalia; Afrosoricida; Tenrecidae
Gene: KCTD20
Product: potassium channel tetramerization domain containing 20
Exons: 7
Coding region: 30-1283 (417 amino acids)
Biological process (GO): positive regulation of phosphorylation
Cellular component (GO): cytoplasm
Molecular function (GO): protein binding
Source: RefSeq, a predicted model, not a curated record
GAUCGGAGUUCCGGAUACAGAGCCCAAGGAUGAAUGUUCGUCUUGUCAGCGAUGGUGACAGGGUACUGCGGCAGGAGAGCCGCCGCCUAGUGGAUGACACCUCAGCUCAAGCUAGAGAAGCAAAUAGCCCGGCUCCUUCGGGUCUGCAAAGUCUGCCUUUCCCCGCAGGCCCCAGGAAUGACGACCUUUCGCACGACUGCGCCUCUCAGCCCGCCAGUCUUCCGUUCUCUCCCGUCAUGCCACUUCCCGAAGACGGCAAAGGCUCUGGCUUCCACGCGGGGACUAAACGGAACCACGAGCCCUUUAUUGCUUCAGAGCGAUAUGCAAACAGCAGCGUGGGCUUCAGCAGUAACGCCCAUGCCCAACCGCCGGAGAAAGUGACGCUCCUUGUAGAUGGCACGCGGUUUGUGGUGAACCCCCAGAUUUUCACUGCUCACCCGGACACCAUGUUGGGAAGGAUGUUUGGACCAGGGAGAGAGUACAACUUCACACGGCCCAAUGAGAAGGGAGAGUACGAGAUUGCGGAAGGAAUCAGUGCGACUGUAUUUCGCACAGUGCUGGAUUACUACAAAACUGGUAUCAUCAAUUGUCCCGAUGGCAUCUCUAUUCCAGACCUUAGAGACACGUGUGAUUAUCUCUGCAUUAACUUUGAUUUCAACACCAUCCGGUGUCAAGAUCUGAGUGCUUUGCUGCAUGAACUGUCCAACGAUGGUGCUCACAAGCAGUUUGAUCACUACCUCGAAGAGCUGAUCCUGCCCAUCAUGGUGGGCUGUGCCAAGAAAGGGGAGCGAGAGUGCCACAUUGUUGUGCUGACAGAUGAAGAUUCCGUGGACUGGGACGAAGACCACCCCCCGCCCAUGGGGGAAGAGUAUUCUCAAAUUCUUUAUAGCUCCAAGCUCUACAGGUUCUUCAAAUACAUUGAGAAUCGGGAUGUUGCAAAAACUGUGUUGAAGGAACGGGGCUUAAAAAACAUUCGUAUUGGUAUCGAAGGCUAUCCUACGUGUAAAGAAAAGAUUAAGAGACGACCUGGAGGCCGGUCAGAGGUGAUCUACAAUUACGUGCAGCGCCCCUUUAUCCAGAUGUCAUGGGAAAAGGAAGAAGGAAAGAGCCGCCACGUGGAUUUCCAGUGUGUGCGAAGCAAGUCCCUUACGAACUUGGUAGCAGCUGGAGAGGAUGUCGUGGAGGAUCAGGAGAUACCGAUGCACCACCCACCCCAAGUGGACGAGCUCGAUCGGCUCAAUGCCCCGCUCUCUCAGCUGGCAUCUAAUGACUUUCAGGACUAGGGCCAACUGCGGGUCCAUUCCUUCCGGGAGCUUUUCUUGGGGGGGGGGUCACCCACCCCCAGCCCGCCCCGUCUGUCUCCCUCUGAGGAAGGACACGGACGUUUCUCCCUCUGGCCUUUCCUGUCGCCCGUGAUGAAUGUGUCCUUUUACCUAAGUUGUGCUUCUCCAGUGGAGAAGCGCUGCUGAGGAGGCAGACCGGCAUGCGGCAGCCCUGGGAACCUGACAGAUGUGUGUCUGGGGCUGUUCACUGAGUCUUUGCAGAGCUGCAAAGCAGGGAAGGCAGUUAAGGCUCCUGUUGCCUCGCAUCCAGCAAAGCAAUCCUCAUCCUUACGCUCAGUUCGUUGUCUGUCUUGUUUUGUACCAGGCAAAGGGACCAACCCUGAAAGACACCAUUCAAAUGUCCAAAGGAAAAUUCUCCCUAAGAGCUUGAGUUCAACCUUGUUUCUCAUUAAUGCUGUGAACAAUCCAAAACCAUGUAGCCAGACUCAUUGUAUAACGAAGUUUAUCAAACUUAUUCAACUUCAAGGUUUUUGAGAUUCAACAGAUUCUUCGUGUGUAAUGAAAGGACUCGAGGAGGAGGUCUCCAAAGGAAGAUCCUGGCUGGGAUCCAGAGCAAGGCCACGGGGCAGCUCCGUGUGGCUGAGAGGCCUGUGGCCAGGCUGAAAGGCUUUCAGGCUGUGGGCAGAACUGCCUCCCAAGCUUUAAAGGAAAGAAGGUGAUGCUGAGGGGGGACAGGUCACCUGCACAGGCCGCCCCUGUAGUUUUCUCUGGAUGUUCUUUUCAGAUCUUAGAAUUUUUGUGAUUGAUACAUUUCACGUUUUAAAAUAGCCUGUCAGCUGCUUCGACACCAAGUAAAGUGGAUUGAAGGGGACUCAGGUGGAAGGGAGUGUCAUCGUCCCCUCCUCCCCCCAGUUCUGAAGCCCCUUCCUCCGAGGCCUCUGGCUGUUGGCAGCAGAGCCGGGCGGCAGGCGGGCAGCACCAUGUAUGGUGUGAGGGCACGCGUCCACUUUAAGGACCCCACAGGCUGGGCCAGGGCGGUGGGUGUGCAGACCGCCUUUUUGUGCCUCAGUUGGCCUCCCAGCCACCCACCCGGAGCACUUACUCAGCCAGGUGGUGAAGAGGCAGUUUCCUUCCGGACCAUGACCUCCUCAAGUCCCACUUCCGGACGAUCCUAAAGGGCAAGCUACUCUACCCCACGUCCUGACUCCCUCGUGGGAUUCUCCAGAGAUAAGCCAGGGCACUCUUCCAGGUAUGAAGAAGAGAGCUAAGAAGCGUGUUUCCUCUGUGUCUGUAUGUGACACUGCAUGGUAACGGUCGGGCCUGGGCUCUGUUCCUGACCCAGGGACGGGGUAGGAGGUGUCUAAGCGAGCCUUCCCAUACCCCACCCUGGUCCCUGAUAGCCAGUGGCUCCCAUUCGCAGGGCUGAUGGCUGGGCCAGUGGGCAGCUUGUAGCCUGGGUCGUUUUUCUUUGUGUGAGAUUAUUGGUUCCUGUCGGAGUUGAGACAGACGAGCAGUUGACCCAUCCAGUCAGUCUGAUGGUGCUUCUUUAUCUUCUCCGUGCCCUUCGUGCCAUUAGAGAACGGUGACCUCUGUGCAUUUAGGACUUCCAGCGGGAGUUCCUUGAGUAGUGUGUGUAACUUCUCCUCAGUACACGGCUUCUGUGUGAACAUUCAUUGUCCACCCUCCACUGCUAAUAACGCUCCUCACUAGCCCUCACACAGAGUAUGGAAAUAGGGCCUGGCCCUGUUCCAUGGACAGAUCUCAUUUUCUCAGGCUUUCAAAACCACAGUCUUGCUUUCCUUCUCCCCAGUUUGGGUUAGCGUGGUCUUGCUCCCAGUGUUGGGUGAGGGAUGUUACAAAUGAGUGAGAAACCUGGGGUGGUAAAUCUCUCUGCCAUUGUCACUAGGGGUGCCUUGGGGGAGAGCCCCUGCCCCCAGCCUGGAGCCCAGCAUCACUACAGUUGAAUGGUUCCACUCACCUGGGGCCACUUGCUGACAGGACUUGUCAGUGCUGGGCUUAAGGUCAUCCCUCUCCGUAGUCAGCUACUGGCCAGCUGAGCAAGAGGAUUUUGCAUAAGGACAAUAAGAAGUGGGGAUCAGGUUUUGUGGGUUUUUUUAAGUGCCUAAAUAAACAAGCCAAGUUGUUUGCACCGAAACAUUUUCUUUAAAAAAUAGUCUCAUCCAGAAAAUCUUACUCAGGCAUCUCAGCAAGCCAGGAUGGGCCUGAGGUUUAGAAUGUGUAUGUGUGUAUCGUAUUAGAAAAGAUGGGCCUUUGAGGAGCUCGGGGGAGGACAGGGCGACAGAGUUCCAUGUGUCAGUCACGUAUGUUCUUGCCCAAGCGGAGGGAAAGUACCGAAAGAAUGACGGCAAAGAGAGAAGAUGGGAAAUCAGCUGGAUUUACUGCACAAUGUGCAACAGCCAGUGUUACCCUAAAUUCCUAAGAACGCCACGGUCGACGUGCACCUAGGUCUACGAAAGUACUCGGACUCGGCCCAGGAGGGGGCGACUUGGAAAUGGCGUGCCAGGACUCCUUUUGAGAGCAGGUAUCUUACUCACAGGCUUAAAUUAACGCAAGCUGUUAUUGUAACAGGGAGUUGUUUUUUCAAUCAAGUGUCAAAAGAAGUUCCAGAAACAGUAGUAUUGGGUUCUGUGCCACUUCUGGCCAUCCUGUAGAAAUGGUCCCAGUGGCAGAGUGGCCCUGAGCUAACCAGAUGUCUCUGAAAUAUGUACCCUGUCUGCUGGGUGGGACAACCUCUGCAGGACAUGCCAUUUCCUCGUAAAGGCAAAAUCCCUGUAGCAUUUGCCUUUUGACUAUAUUUACUUUAACAUUGCACUUGUUCUGUACUGGGGAGGCUUUUUCUAUCAUUAAAGUAUUACCAUCUG